AUGAAGCUUUUUACUUUCAUUACCACGGCGUUGUCGCUGACUUCCCUGGUUAGCGCGGCAACCUUCUCAAACCCACUGAAACCGAAAGAUGGCUCUGAUCCUCACAUUGUAUACACAGGCGGUUAUUAUUAUUUGAUGACAACGACUUGGACUAAUUUGCAAAUCACUCGGGCUACCACUCUCGAAGGACUCAAGAAAGGAGAAACCAAAAUUGUCUGGACCGACAAAACUGCCAGUAGAUGCUGCAAUAUGUGGGCGCCUGAGCUUCAUUAUUUUGAUGGACUCUGGUAUAUCUACUAUACCGCUGGCACCUCAGCCGAUCUUAACGGGCAGCGUCCCAAUGUUCUCAAAGGUGGUGCUACACCUUUUGACAGCUACAGCCAUCUUGCUACAUUAAUGAACACUUGGGGAAUUGACGGCUCCAUCCUCCGCACCACCUCUGCCAACUACUUUGUCUAUUCCUGCUUUAGCAGCGCCGGGCUCCAAUCGCUCUGUAUCGCACCACUUAAUUCGCCAGGCUCAGUUGGAGCCACCACUGUUAUAUCCCAGCCUACGAAAUCCUGGGAGACUGUUGGAAACCCAGUUAAUGAGGGGCCAGUUGCAAUGUACUACGGUGGAAAGACUUAUCUGGCAUACAGUGCGAGCGACUGCUGGACCGCCAGCUAUCAGCUGGGGCUCCUGACCUGGAAUGGCGGGGACCCAACUAAAGCCGCAAGCUGGGUGAAGACUGGGCCAUUUUUGACCUCUGCAAACGGAAAUUAUGGCGCAGGUCACAAUGGAUUUUUCCAGAGCCCAGAUGGAACUGAGAUCUGGAACGUAUACCAUGCGGAUGCCAACAGUGCUGGAGCGUGUGAUGGGACGAGAUAUACAAUGGCACAAAAAGUAAACUGGAAUUCUGAUAACACGCCAAACUUUGGAUCUCCUGGAGCACUGGGGACCAAAAUCACUGGGCCGUCGGGAGAAUAG
This is a messenger RNA of Pseudogymnoascus verrucosus, 966 nucleotides long. RefSeq lists its product as uncharacterized. Gene Ontology annotation, biological process: carbohydrate metabolic process. The record is from RefSeq and is a predicted model, not a curated record. The transcript is spliced from 4 exons. NCBI's taxonomy places the organism in Eukaryota, Fungi, Ascomycota, Leotiomycetes, Thelebolales, Thelebolaceae. Gene Ontology annotation, molecular function: hydrolase activity, hydrolyzing O-glycosyl compounds. Bases 1 to 966 code for a protein of 321 amino acids.